Molecule: messenger RNA, 486 nt
Organism: Mus musculus (house mouse)
Lineage: Eukaryota; Metazoa; Chordata; Mammalia; Rodentia; Muridae
Product: predicted gene 6436
Exons: 2
Coding region: 1-486 (161 amino acids)
Source: RefSeq, a predicted model, not a curated record
AUGGAUUCCAAUCACUAUGGAACACUGUUGUUAGCCAGCACGUCUUCCUACGUGGGAAGAUUGCAGCCCUUUACAAACACCAACAUCAAUGGGCUGCGGAAAAUAGCCUUUGCCAUCACUGCCAUUAAGGGCGUGGGGCAGAGAUAUGCUCAUCUGGUGUUGAGGAAAGCAGACAUCGACCUCACCAAGAGGGCUGGAGAACUCACGGAGGAUGAGGUGGAGCGAGUGAUCACCAUCAUGCAGAACCCACGACAGUACAGCAUUCCAGACUGGUUCCUGAACAGACAGAAGUAUGUGAAGGAUGGGAAGUGCAGCCAGGUUCUGGCCAAAGGUCUAGACAACAAGCUGCCUGAGGACCUGGAGCGGCUGAAGAAAAUUCGAGCCCAUAGAAGGCUGCACCACUUUUGGGGCCUUCGUGUCCGCGGCCAGCACACCAAGACCACUGGCCGCAGGGGCCGUACUAUGGGUAUAUCCAAGAAGAAAUGA